UAGAAGUUAAAACGUUUCAUAAAACAAUACUCAUUUCUUCAUUAUAACCGCCCAAUACGCUGAUGAAGAUCAUUAUCGUUUUUCUACACUACUAUGCACCCUUGAGUGCAGCGAAGGUUGCUGUGGUGCAUUGACUCCGAACAACCGGCCAAAUCCAGUUUCUCCCUACAUAAGCGCUAGUAAAACUGGCGGGAAUCUUUUCGAUUUAGCUAGGUUAUAAGUGGGUGGUAGUACUAAGCAACAGGUGUUGGUGUUGCGCGUUACGUAAGGCCACCGGCGCGCGCAUUCCAUUGAGGCGGUAGUACGGCGCUAUCGAUUAGGAGUACGGACCAGGCCCAUCGACCCGGCAUCGGCAGCCGGCGUAUGCCGCCCUAAAGAGACUUGUUCAGUCUUGGACUAACUUGUUAUUAAAGUCGUUCUAAAAUGUUAACUUUAUAGUUGAAUUUGUUGCGAAGUAAUUUGUUUAAAAAAUGUUAUGACAUGAUCUCACCAUACAUUUAUUGUGACUGUGAGAACGGCCGCGCGGCGCCGGACCUGACGGCGUCGCCGGGCCGCGCGCCGCCCGGCCCGCCGCAGCCGCCGCGCGCCAACCAUGCGCCGCCCUGCGUGCUGCAGCCCGAUUUUAGAAAGGUCUCGGGGGUUAGCAAUGAGAUAUUCAGGCAAAUUGAGAUGGUCGAGAAUGACCACGACGCGACCACGGCCGCGGCGCUCGAGGCGGUGGAGCGCCGCGGCGAGAUGAUCGUUCGAAUACUGGAAAUACGACAAGUUGGCCGGAAUAAUAUUGAAGCCGCCAAGAAGUUCUUCUCGCUACAGGAUGCCCGCCACAUAGUCCAACUUGUGGAAAUCGUGAAGCGGCCAGGCCAGACCCUGGGUCUGUACAUAAGAGAAGGCGACGGAGGCACGCGGACGGACGGCGUGUUCAUCUCGCGGAUAGCUCUCGAGUCGGCCGUGUACAACAGCGGCUGUCUCAAGGUCGGGGAUGAGAUCCUCGCGGUCAACCUCGUCGACGUGAGGCGGAUGUCGUUGGAUGACGUGGUCAUCAUCAUGUCGAUACCGAGGCGGUUGCUGCUCUGUACGAGGCAGAGAAAAGGUAAAUCAGGGCCAGGCUCGCCGUCCCUGCCUCGUUCAGAGCACAAGCCGCCGCCGGUGGUCGUCCUCAAGCGGGAUUGCCGCGACGACGACGAGAGAGACCGGGACCGAGACCGGGACCGAGUCGAUGGACUUUACUCGCAGUCGUACAGCCACGGCACGUUGCGCUCGGCGAUGGGUCCGGGCGGCGGCGUGAGGCCGGUGGGUGACGGGCGCGAGGAGCGCAGUCGACUGCAACUGGGCGCGCUGUCGCCGGACUCCAAUGCACUAGACUUGUACUACAAUUCACGACCGCCUUCUGAUCACUCGACGUGGAGCUAUCGCCCGCCACCACCAGUAAUCACGGAACAACCUAAGUCAGCUGCAACGCAUUUCGUACCGUACGAGCGGUCAUAUCCAAACACCUUGGAAAGUCUCGCUGAGAAGGUGCAUUCGUACUAUCCAUCUGAUAGUGGAAGUUCGCGAUUUAAUCCACGAGUUCCAAGAUCUGGUUCAGAACAACAGUUACCUAGAGCCGAAACUCACUCUGAUUUUGGUCGGCAUUCGUUGCUAAGGUCUAGCUUAAAGGCAUCUGCCGCUACUGGUGCUUCAAGUUUAUCGAGAUAUAAUCAAAGAUAUGGAGUUGGAAUGGGAGCAUCAGGAUUACCAGGCAGUGGCAUGACCGGCAGUGGUUUAACUAGCUCCGGUUAUGGAGGCCCUGGGCUUCCCUCUGGUCUGUCCACCACUGGUCUUAGUGGGUUAACUGGAUCAAGCCUGGUAGGAUCUGGGCUAACAAGUUCCGGCCUUAGUGGAGGCUUGACAGGAUCCGGUUUGGGCACACUUGGAGGGACUUAUGGAACGACUGGCUUAGGCCUACCGUCAUAUAGCUCGAAGUUUGGAACGAGCAGAAGGAAUAGGAGUUUGGAUUAUUCGUCGGACACAGAGGCGACCGCUCCUACUAGAGCGCCAUAUUACUCUGGAUUAAGUGGAUAUCGGAGCAGCACGCUGGGAAGAGAUAUUAGUUCGAAGUUCAAUUCACUGCCAAGGGACGUCAGGAACACGGGUCAGAGGUUAGGGCUAUCGAGGCGCGCAGGAAGCGUACUUCAAGAUGAACCAGAACCGUUGUCUUCACGUUUAGAUCUACGUUCUUCCAGAGGUCGUUUAACAUCUUCGCCGUCAGUGUUCACGUCGGACGAGUACCGCGCGUGGCUGUCGCGCGCGCCCUCCACCAGUGCGCUCUACGAGACGCUGCGCCCGCGCCUGCCCACGCACUACUCCGCUGAGAACAUACACGACGCGCUCAAGAAUAUGGAAAGCGGCAGUCGUUUCGGGUCUUCCCUUGGCUUGGCGAACCGGCGCGUAGAGAGGCCGCGGCACCUCCCCGCGCGCUCACUCUCGUCCCAGCAGCUCGGACCGACGGCCGGUGGCUCUCCGUCUGCGCGCCGCGUGCGGCAGCUGCUGGAGCUGGGCUCCAGGUUCAACUGCCCAAACCCCAGCCCCGUGCCGACGCCUGGCUCGAGACAUCAUCGCCAUCUAGAUAUAAAUCCCAAUGAGUUCCUAAAAUACAAAGUGGAGAAGCCAGGCUCUGGCGGCCUGUCGGCUUCCAUGACCGGCCUAUCUCGCCUGUCCGGCGGCAUGUCGGGCAUGCUGUGGGUGCACCUGCUGGCCGGUCGGAACUUGCGGCCGGCGCCCACGGGCUCGUCGCCCGGCUCGCCUCCGUCGGGACCGCUGGCGCCCGCGCAGCCUCCCGUGGCGCCUAGGGACCUGUAUUGCGUGCUUGAGUGUGAUCGGGUGCAUAAAGCGAGGACAGUGGUCCGUACAGGGGAGCUUCAGUUCGACUGGGACGAAUCCUUCGAGCUGGAGCUAGUGGACAACCGGCAACUGGACGUGCUGGUGUAUUCGUGGGACCCGCAGCAUCGGCACAAGCUGUGCUAUCGCGGUGCCGUGACGCUGCCCGACCUGUUGGCGAGGUCGCCUAAUCAUCAAUUGGCUAUUAAGAUGGAGCCCCGCGGCACGCUGUACGUACGCGUCCGUCACACGGAACCUCACGAGCUGUUCCGACGACGGCCGGCCGCGCCGCGCCUCUCGCCUCCGCCACUGUUCGGGGCUGAGCUCGACACGGUGGUGGCGCGUGAGGUGCGGCCGGCACACGCGCCGCCAGUGCCUCUCAUCGUGCGACGUUGCGUUGAGGAGAUUGAGCGGAGAGGGUUGGAUAUCAUAGGCCUGUAUCGAUUAUGCGGUUCAGCCAACAAGAAGCGCAUACUCCGUGAAUCGUUCGAGAGGAACGCGCGCGGAGUAGAGUUGGCACCAGAUUCGGUGCCCGACAUCAACGUCAUCACGGGCCUGCUCAAGGACUACCUGCGGGAGCUGCCGCAGCCGCUGUUCAGCCGGUGUUUGUACCAGAUGACGCUUGAUGCUCUAGGAGUAUGUCUUCCGGAUGAUCGAGAAGGCAACGCCCGUCUGAUGGCCUCGAUAGUCGAAUGCCUGCCCCGCGCCGCGCGCGCCACCCUGGUCUUCCUACUCGACCACUUGGCGUUAGUCGUGGCAGCUCAAGACCGGAAUAAAAUGUCGCCUCAGCAUUUAGCGGUGGCCUUAGCGCCUCCAUUAAUGCUGCACUCUCAACCGCCUACGGACCUGGACUAUCAGAGACCGAUUCAUGUCCUUCAAUGCCUCCUUCAAAUAUGGCCUGCGCCUAAACGUUCAGUUCGGCGCGGCGAGCCAGCAACCGGGCUGCGUGGAAACAGAGUCAGUGCGUCGCAAGCGGCCUCACUCAUCCUCCCACAAGGCCGAGUUCCGCCCUCAGUCAGUCCAUAUCGGCCUCAAGCGGGAGCAUCAGCAGCAUCUCCGCCGCCAGCUCUCUCGGCUCGGCCCGCGCCCGCGCCCGACCGCUCGCCGCCCGCACAUGUUCUCUCAUCAGUCAGGGCCGGCCAAUAUCGUCCGCAGUCGCCUCUCCGCGGGCCUCUGCCCGCUCCUCCUCGCUCCCGUCAGGUGACGGUCUCUUCUCCCGGUUCGCCCAGCAGUAGCUCCGGUAGCCACAGCCCGGCAGACACAAUUAAACACGGUGGCUCCGUGUCCUCAAUCUUACGGCAGCCUGACAGAGCCGCCUCUCCGAGAGCCUCCCCAAGGCACUCGCCUCGGGCCUCUCCUCGGGAUUCACCUCGGACGAGUACGCCCAGGGAUGGCACGCCUAGAGAAAGUACUCCGCGGGAUUUGACCCCGCGGGAUCUGACGCCAGGCCGCGAGCCGGGCUCCCGGGACUCGCCGCGGUUUUCCAUCCCGGGCACGUCGGCGGGGCUAGCUGUGACCCUAAACUCGGGCGGCGGUGGCGGCGCGCUGAGCCCGCGUUACUGUAGCGCCACCAACCCGUUCCUGCAGCAGUACGACGCGGAGGAGGAGGCGGAGGCGUGGCGCGCCACUGACAUCUUCUCCCCUCCCUCAUCCACGCACACAUAGUGCUCAUAGCGAAUUGAGAUUUUCUAGUCAAUUUUUUUAUCGAAUCGAAAGAGUGCUACGAUUCUGCUGUAUAUUAUGUUAUUUAACGAGCGUGAUGCGCGUUCGUAAUGUUUGUUAUAUAUAGAGCGAGUUACGAUGUAUAUUAUUGUGAGAAUGUACACUGACGCGCGAGGCACCCGCCUCGCCGGCCGCCGACGCUCCGCCCCGUAGCCUCUAUAGUGUUUAUCGUAUUGUAAUGUACAUUGUAUAUAAUUAUAUACGUAUAUGUAGGUACGCUCCAGUUUUGUACCCUUAGGUCGGAUCUGCGGCGGGCGGCCCGAGGCGCUACACACAUCAUCCCACAUAUCAGGCGCUUGUGCGCGCUUUCGGCGCGGGCUUUACGAACAUUCCUAACGAACUCAUUCAAACGUCAUAAAUAAAAAGUGACUAUCCCACGGCGUCGACAGAACGCACAAGCCAAGUAGCUGGAGUAGGAAGAGAGUAUCAUAGAGAUCAGACGUACGGACUGUCUUGAGACUGAGACCAUAUCAGAGUAGGUUGCGAGCCACACGCGGAGUCCCCUCGGAGAAUGAGCGAUCGACUUAUAGUAUAAAGUUUGAAUUUUUGCUAUAUUCAGUUACCCGAUGCAGAGUUUAAUCAUAAAGCCAAACAUUAAAAUUAAUAACUAUCUACUCAAAUAUUGACAAAUAACAAUAAUUUUUUAAUAUAAAUAGUGUUAAGAGAAUUACACAAAUCGCUUUUUCUGCGAGGGAAUGGGUAUAAAUUAAUUAGGUUGAGUUCGGUCGCAAUCUCAAGAUCAGAGGAGCUAUGUUUAAAUUCCGAAGUCACGAUCACCAAUCCACGACCUGGAAAGAGACUUUUCGUCCAAUCUAGAACAGUCUAGAACUUAAUGGCCGCUGUCAGUUUUUACAAGCCAGCUAUCGAAAUCGAUGUUUCGGUAUUUGAAAAUAGAAUCUCAGUUCAAUUAUAUUACAGGAGCGUCUGCUAGACAUAUUUAUAAGAGUGGGAGAAAUCGACCAAUGACUGCACUGAUUCAGUUAAUCAUCACUGCCAUGAUUGGUCCAUUUUUGAUAGAAAUCAUAAUAUUGUAUACACUUGUUUAUAUGUCUGUCGGAAGCUACAUGGUUACCAGACACUUUUGAGCAACACUUCAAGACAAAAUUUUGUUGUUGAUAACUGUUUUAUAAACCAUUUGCACAAAUAACACGACUGAUAUGGGACACAAAAAACGUUUUGAUACUUGUUUUUUUACCUGCCCCUCGUUUAUAAUGAUACGUUACUUUGGAACCUCGCUUAUAAUAAUAAUGUAGCUCUUAUAUAUUCGUCCACGAAUUUCAAUCGCAAGGGAUGGGGACGGGGUUUUAUGAUAAAAUAGACAAAUCAACGGAAAGUUUUUUUAUACGGAAUACCUAUCUGGUGUGUAGGUAUUCAGUAUUCUACGGGAAUAGUUGCAAUAACGUGUAAAAUUGCAAUUUGAAAAACAUAAAAAUUAAUUCUAAUAUUGAUGAUUAUAAUAUCGGUGAUGUUAUAGUGAUAUACGAAUAUUUAUGUAAUAUUUUUUACCUUAUCGUACAACAAGAUCUUUGUAAUUCUGGCCUCAUCCUUAAUAUUCUGACGUGAAUUAUCAGGGUUUCUUGGUGAUAGUAUUCGAAGAAGAUUGUAGUACUAGCAUCCAAUGCUUAAGGGACACGCACGAUUCAAUUGAUUUGCAUAUUAGGUACUGCCUACCUACUGGCAGUGACUAGUCGCUUAAUGACAGACUAUAUAAUCGGCCAAUAAUAUUUAUAAGGGGAUGUCUGAGGUAAUGUAUAUAGAGGUGCUCGUUUGUAGAUGAUGGCAUUAUAGUUUUGGAUGAAAAUAAUGUCAAACUGUCAUUGUCUUGCCGCAGCCUUCACCUCUAUGUAUGUAGGUACCCUCAAACAAAUGACGCAAUGAAGUCAAUCAGCAAUGUUUAAAAUUCCUGGGGCUUCUUUAUGAAACAACGUUAAUAUGAGAUUCGUGCACGGAAAAAACUACUUCAAUAAUAUUAAAUAUGGUACGAGUAAUAUACCCAUGUUUAUCUAUCUUUGUAUACUGUAGACAUGAUUGUAAAUAACCUUAAAGCCGUCAUAUUUACUCUUUGUACGUCGGUACAUUUUGUUGGAUAUUGGACGUGUUAUUGCAAUUUAUAUUUGACUUUGACUAUGCAAAUGACAUACUGUACUUAAUUAGAUACUUUAUUACGUACAGUCACCUGCAAUAAUAUGUUACACAACGAAGGCCGAAAAAAUUUCUGACAAGAAAUUAUUUGUAGAGCCAUAAGAGCGUGUUCUAUAUUUUUGGGGCCUUCGACGAGUAACAUAUGAUUGCAGGUGUCGGUGCUGAAACAAUGAUCAUGUUCAACAACUAAAAGUUUAUAAUUGAUAUUUUUCUGAUACCUAAUUGGUCGAUAGCACUGUUUCUGACCAGUUGUUUUGUUAAAGAAUAACCUCAUAAGGUUUUUCUCCUAAAUAUCAUAGAAUAACCUAAUUUAAAUAUAGGAUUCAUAACAAAGUGAAUGAGAUAAAUAAUAGAUAAUAACCAAUGCUCGUGUAAACAUGUGUCCAACGUCCACCAACACGCACUGAUGAAUAACUAUACGAUAAACGUAGCUUUAACAUUUGUGAUUGGCUUGAAGUGUCGCUCGACAGACCGUAGCUGGCCGCCGCGGCGGCAGUAGUGUGUAGUGACUACGGCGCACAGCUUCAGUUGGCUUCAGAGCGGCGGUCGCUUUGAGAGCAACUACCAGAUAACUUUAUAAUACUAAUUGUAGUUCAAAAGGUUAGCUUAUGUAAUUACAAUCCUUGUCCUAUAAUUUACGUUCCGGUUGUGAAAGUAUUUCUGCGCAGCAUUACAGCAAAGGGAAACGGACGAUCUCUCAGUCCAAUUACUUGUCACAUUGUGCUGCUGCAUUGUGUCAUUGCUGCAUUGCUGUUGAGAUUGGAACCUUCAACUGCCAAACCCAUUUUUCUUAGAUGGAUCGCCAGUUUACUGUUGUAACACUGCGCAGCAAUGCUUACAUAUCUGGAUAUAACCGGUUUGCUUAAAAGCAACCACAGGGCAAUGCAAAGAGACACGCGAAUACGACGCCAUAGGAAAACGCAAUGAGUAGCCUCGCGUAAAGACGCCCCACAGACACAGUUAUUAGGAAAUACCGAACGAUUGCAGUCAAUCAUAAAAACUUAGUGUAAAGGGGACAUAGAGAGUUAUCAUUGUUAUCAAUGGCUUAUAAACGUGAGUGACAAGAAAAAUGAAACGUGAGUUCUGUUAUUAUAUCCCAUAUAUUAAAAUGCUAGUUCGAUCGCCAAAUUUUGGUUAAUUAUCUAACGGGUUUUGUACCAGAAUGACGGUUUGAUUGCGAAAAUUAAUAAACCGAACUGUCAUUUAAAAAAGACGAUUUUCUAUUCAGUUUUCUUCAUAAAUGGCCAUAGCUGGUAAAAAAAAGGAGGUGGAGGUGUUUUCUGUUGGCUAUUUCUAUUACGCGUUCAACAAAAUUAACCUUUUGAACUAUUAUUAUGUGUUUAACUGUAUAUUAGAAUAAUUCUUAAAGUGACAUUCUUAUGCCAUCAUACUUUAUCACCUGAAAGUAAAGGAGUUGAAGUCAAUUUGUAUAAGGUUGGUAAAGCAAUAUUUUUAAAUGAACUACAUACUCAAAUAGCCUAGUUCGACAUUUUUUUAAUUAUUUCGAUAAA
Molecule: messenger RNA, 8231 nt
Organism: Cydia strobilella
Lineage: Eukaryota; Metazoa; Arthropoda; Insecta; Lepidoptera; Tortricidae
Gene: RhoGAP100F
Product: rho GTPase-activating protein 100F
Exons: 21
Coding region: 481-4521 (1346 amino acids)
Biological process (GO): signal transduction; cell migration; regulation of Ras protein signal transduction
Cellular component (GO): synaptic membrane
Molecular function (GO): protein binding; GTPase activator activity
Source: RefSeq, a predicted model, not a curated record